Molecule: messenger RNA, 2430 nt
Organism: Miscanthus lutarioriparius
Lineage: Eukaryota; Viridiplantae; Streptophyta; Magnoliopsida; Poales; Poaceae
Source: the annotation of a GenBank genome assembly
AUGAGUCCUCUUAAUGAUGAUCAAUCAAGAAAAUUAUUCUUCCAUGGAGUUUUUGGCUCCGAAGAUUCUUGUCCUCCAAAUUUCAAAGGAGUUUCGUCAAAAAUCAUCAUGAAAUCAGGUGGUUUACCAUUAGUUAUUGCAAAUAUAGCCAGCAUGCUAGCAAGCGAACCAAACCUCAUGCUGCAGCGAUGGGAGCUCAUUCAAGAUUCUUUACCCUCAGUUCUGAGGACAAAUCCAACUACUAAAGCCGUGAAAGAAUGUAUAAACAUUGUGUACAAUAACCUACCAACUAACUUGAAGACAUGUUUGCUGUAUUUUAACAUGUAUCCAGAGGACUACACCAUUGAGAAGGAUGAUUUGGUGAAGCAAUGGGCAGCUGAAUGUUUUCUAAGUGCUGAAGCACAAGACAAAGAAGAAAUUGCAGAGAUUUACUUCGAUGAGCUUCUCAACAGAGGAAUGAUCCAACCUGUGGACACCAAUUAUAAGGGCAACAUAUUGUCAUGUGUAGUUCAUCACAUGGUAUAUGAUCUUAUUAGUUUCAAAUCCACAGAGGAGAAUUUGAUCAUCCGAGUAGACUAUUUACAACAGAAUCUAGCGCUUCCUGACAAGGUUCGUCGACUGUCCCUCCAGUUUGGAGGUGCAAGAAGUGCUAAGAUACCAGAAAGCAUUAUAACGUCCCAAAUUCGGUCGCUUACAUUUUUUGGACUUAUAGGAUGUGUACCUUCAGUGGUGGAUUACAGGCUCCUUCGAGUUUUAAUUCUUCAUAUUUUGUCUGAUCAAGAAAAUAUUUUGGACCUUACUGGAAUUCAUGACCUUAUUCGACUGAAAUAUCUGAAGAUAGAAAGUAAUGGCAUCAUCAAACUUCCAGGCAGGAUUCAAAGGUUGAAAAACUUGGAGGUAUUGGAAGUAGAUGCAAGAGCAGUGGCUGUUCCCUCAGAUAUUAGCCACUUGGAGCAUUUAUGUCACCUCCAAUUGCCAAGACAAACUAGAUUUCCUGGUAGUAUUGGUCGUUUGACAUCUCUUUGCACGCUAAGCAAUUUCGAUCUCAGCAAAAACUCAAAACAAAAUGUGAUUGAUCUUCGCAAUUUGACCAAUCUGCGGGAUCUUUGUCUCAUUUGUUCUUCGACACAGCCAGAUGAUACUCUGAAGAAUAACAUGAAAGGUUUGGGCCAUAUUCUCGAGAAACUUGGCAACCUCAGGUCUAUAACUCUGGCACAUGAAGUCUUCUCUCGUACAAAUACUCUCGAUGAUCCAUGUGUUCGAAGCAAGAGCAUUUCUUGUGACAGCUUUGGCAUUGCUCCCCCUUAUCAGUCCCCUCUUGAGAGGAUAGAGCUUUCGCGGCAUUGGUGCAUUUUCUCCAACCUACCCGAGUGGACCAAACAACUUCACAGGCUCCGCGUUCUAAAUAUUGCAGUGGGUGAGUUGUUAAUACGUGAUGUUGAUGUUCUUGGAGGAUUGCCUUCACUCACUGGUCUCUCACUGUAUAUCCGGACAGCGCUACCUGAAAGAAUUGUUUUUCACAAGGUAGGAUUCUCAGUUCUCAGAUACUUGAAGUUUAGGUGCAGUACACCAUGGCUGAGAUUUGAGGUAGAUGCGUUGCCUAAUCUUCAGAAGCUUAAGCUAGGUUUCAAUGCACCAAAGGUGGAUCAACAUGUUGCUACACCAAUUAGCAUCGAGCACUUAUCAGGCCUCAAAGAGAUUUCUGCAAAAAUAUGGGGUGCAGGUGCUGACGCCAUGUCUAUCUUGACGACUGCAGUUUGGAACCAUCCAAGAAAUCCUAGAAUCAAUGUGCAAUUAGUGGAGACAAAAUUUCAUGUUGACGAGGGUAGAAGCUUAGGUAUGGGGAAAGAUGAGAAGGAACAAGAGAAUCUAGAAGGAAAAGACGAGAUCCUUGAAGUGCAUCAUGAUGCAUAUUAUGGAACUCGAUAUGGCGAAUCAGGUGAAUAUGAGAAUGAGGCUGAAAGUAUACAGAUACAAGAGGAAGCAAACAAUAAUCUUGAAGAAAAAGGUGAAAUACUUGAGGAGGACAAGGAAGGAUAUUAUGAAGCUCAAAAUGUAGGCCUUGGUAAAGAUAACAAGCAAGUUGGCAUGCUUGAGAAAAAACCUGAAGAGCAAGAUGAGAUAGAAGAAGUCAUUGAAGAAUGUAGUUCGGCUCAUUACAAAGGCUUAGGGAAGGAUGAGAAUAAACAAGCUGAUACCAGUGCAGUCAGCGGUGGGCGGCAGCGGGUGUUGGGAAAGCCUGCAUCCACGGAGGUAAAAAACGAUAAACCGUAUGGCGUCAGCGGAGGCUGCUUCGAGUGGCUGCUGGGAGUGCUAGGGGCAGGCGUGGUCAAGGGCGCAGGAAGCGCAAAGUCCGCGCAGUUUGCUUGGGAUUGGGAGGUAAAAAUUUUCCUUGAUUUAUUACUGAUGACAUGGAUAAUUCUACCUUGA